GGGUAAGGGGUUGUGGCACUGAUUGUCCUAGGAUUAUUAUCUUUUAUGAUGAGUGUUGAUUUUAUUUAAAUCAAUAUUAAGUUAUAUUGUUUUGAUGACAUUGGUCAGUGCUCUUUCAUUAAAGAAAAUUCACAUCCAUAUCCUUGAUUUAUACUGAAGAGCUUGUUCUUACUAAUAGAUCAUAUUUGGCACUUCUCCCCCGCACCAUAAAGUUUACAUUUUAAUAACCCCAAAUGUUUUAUAAUUAUUUUAGAUACAUCUUACGCCAUUGAGAACUUAUUAUGUAUGUAAUGCAGGACAUCGCUGUGAGGACUUUAGAACUGAAAUUCUGUGGGUUUUUUAUGGUGGUUUAAAGCUAAAAAUCAGUGGAAUUUUAGGGUUUCAAUUAAUGAAUGGAAUCAGCGAGGUUUAGGAUUGAUAAACCAGGAGAAAGAGAUCAAACAGGGGCUGUUUAGGAGCUGUGAAUAGUAGCUCGUGAACAGUAAAUUGAAACAAAAAAGAAAAAGAAAGAAGAAGUCUAGGCAUCGCAUCUAGAUUCCAUAGGCAUCAUAUUUAGGGUUAGGGUUGUAUCACACAAACCCAAAAGAGGCUUCAAAAGUCUAAAUUUUUGUAUAAAAUAUUAAUUCUAUUAAACGAGAAGCAUUAUAUGGCUUUAUAUAGAUUUUAGACACUUCUUAUUCUAACUAGAACAAAAAAAGAAAAUUACUGAAAAAUACUACAGACUUCUAAAACCAAUUUAAGAUCAAAUAAGAAACAAAUAAAGAGGAUAAAUUACAGACACCACCUCUGUACCUUUGAAAUCAUACUGUCACCCCUUUUAUUAUUAAAAAUAUCACUGACCUACCCUGUCAGAUAACAGUGGUAACUUCAGUUAAAUUUACUAUAUUGCCCUUGUCUAACACAGUGCAAAUUAAAAAAAAAAAAAAAUCCCCUUCUCUCCCUCAGUCUUCUGUGCCUUGCCAUCUUCAACCAGCAUCAACAAGCAUCUCCAACCAGCUAGAACAACCAUCACUAUGAUGAGCAAACCCUUCUCUCGCUCCGACCUUGUGAGCUCCCACCAUCCAACAACCCCUUCUUUUCAACAACUCUUCCACCAUCAACACCCAACACAGUUUGUGGGUUUCAUAUUUGAUAAUAUUGAUUAGAGUGGUGCUUUAAUCUAACGAAAUUUUGCAUAAAAAAAUAUUAAAUUGGUGCUUCUAUUCCAUGGGAAUCUCAGACCCAAGAUGCAAUUGGCAAGGCCGGCCCUGACCUAAGGCAGGUAAGGCUUGUGCCUUAGGCCCCAAAUUUUGGCCCAAAAAUAGGGCCCCAAAAUUUAAAAAAUUGUUAUAGGGUCAACUUUUUGUUUUUGUUUUUCUUGUUUUAAGAUCAAUUUAAAGGGCCCAAAAUGUUUUAUUGGACCCAUGUAUAAUUUAGCCCAUAUUUAUUAAAAUGAAAAUAUAUAUAAAAAAAAAAAAAACAGAAAAUGUGUUUGGGCCCAACCCAAACCAUACAUACAAUAUACAACAUCACUUUAGUGCACUGCUAGUGUGCUUCUGCUUUCAAUCUCUCUCUUUAACGAAGUGAUGAAAUGAAGACGAAAGUAUGUACACCAAGUUGAAGGCAGACGCAGAGCACAACAUUGUGAGCGACUCACUCUCUCUCUUUCACACACUCCUUCGGUGAUUCACUCUCUCUCACACAUACUCUCUCUCAUGUUAUAAAUGACUAUGAUUGUAUUUGCGGAAAAUGGUGUUGUGGCCUAUUAGGAUGGGAAGCUCAUUGGGACCGAGCGACCAAAUUCUUUUUAAUCGGGAAAUUUGGUCGCCAAAUGUGUUUUUUCUUGUAGUGCCAAUUGGCCGAAACUACAGCCAGGAAGAACGGGAUGAGUUUGAAAAGUAUGACAAGGUACUGAACAUACGCCCUAUGAUGGUGUCUGUGCUCCGCGAGAAAUUUGCUCACCUUAAGCUCACCUUUUCCAUUGGGGGACAAAUAACUUUUGAUGUUUUCCCUCAAGGUUGGGACAAGACUUAUUGCUUGAGAUAUGUGGAUGAUUUUCAUGAAAUCCACUUCUUUGGAGACAAAACUUACAAGGGAGGAAAUGACCAUGAGAUAUAUGAAUCAGAGCGAACUAUGGAGCACAUAGGUCUGCUCUAUAUUUCAGGUUUUUUUUGCAGUUCAAUACACCAUGGAGUUCUCUAUUGCCAUAAGAUCUACAGAACCAAAUGCAUUGUUAAUAUGGUGCCAUUUGCAAAGAAAUCUAAAAUCUUCAAUCAAGUCAAUUCAUUUUGUUUUCAACAGCAUCUACAUGCAUCUAUUUCAUUUAUUAAAGUUGGAUAAUUACCAAAGAAAAUGGAUCCAUCAACAAAAGAAAUAAAAUUGAUGAUAUUUUCUUAUAACAUUCUGAAUGAUUUUGUACAUAAAACAGGCUGUACUUGUUUUAAAUGCUAUGGAAAACAAAAUGGAUUAAAUAUUGCAAGUUCAGAUGGAACAGUUUCAUUUUCAUUGAGUACCCAAAUACUUUUUAAAUGGAUAUCAAUGUCAAUGUUCCUCUUUUGCCAUUUUAAUUUUAUAAUCAUGGUGAUGUGAACUUUUUUCUUGUUCUAU
This is a messenger RNA of Camellia sinensis, 2586 nucleotides long. Lineage: Eukaryota; Viridiplantae; Streptophyta; Magnoliopsida; Ericales; Theaceae. The record is from RefSeq and is a predicted model, not a curated record.